GUUUUAGAACUGUGUUAUGUGUUUGCCCUUAGAUGAAACUAAGGAGAAAAGUUUGACUGAAAAAUUUGAGUUUUUUUCGCCUGCCGAGACUAUUUUCACGGUCGAACAAUUGGUGUCGACUGCUGAAGAAACGGAAAAUGGGGACAACCUAAGGAUUACCAUUGCUUCCGAUCCGAGCGAUGAUUGCGCAACUGACAGUGGUGAAAAUGAUGACGUAACGAGAGAGAAUUACGUCAUAUCGGUGUCGACAGAUGAAACUUUUUCUAUCCGUCUGUUCAAUCGAAUUUUGAGCUUGUCCGAUGAUUCAGUUGACAUUGGAACCAAAAGAUGUAAAUUUGAAAAUUGUGACCAUGAUAUUUUACCGAGUGCUUCCUAUUGUUUAAAACAUUUCGCCGCAAAUGAUGCUGACCAGAAAUUGUUUGAGUUUUGUCGGGCCAGGCAUACGGAUUUCUCGCUUUGCAAAGCAACGGUUCCUCUGAUUAGCAACGUGUAUCACAAAGCUAAUAUUCCUCUAAGCUUGAGUGCUAAACUGUGCGAGGAGCAUUGCAAGAUUGCUUCAGAGGCAGAAAAAGUUAGACUCAAAAGUCAGAAAAAAAUGAAUUAUUUGGAAAGGUGUAGGGCCAAACGAGCUCGCAAAUUGGCACGAGAUGAAUUGAGAGCAGCAAAGUUGGAAGCCAUGAAAAAGAAGAGAGAGGCAGCCGAAAUGAAAGGAGGGGAGAAGAGAGCUCGAGUGAGUGCCACUGUGCGUAUUUGGAAGAAAAGGAGGAGACGACAGCCGAGGAUGAUACAGACAGGCGGAAAGAGUCUGACCAAUAUCCUGAGCAGACCCUACCCGGACUACGAGUGGGAACUCAGCAACUCCCAAUCAAGUUCUUCCGAAAGCGCUUCGAUUACUGGGGGUUUCUCAGAACCGGAGAACAACACAAUCGGAACAUUCUCAACUGCCAACCAGAACCAUCACUCGGAACCAUCUUCGCCACUAGAAGGGUCUCCGAGCUCCAAGCUUUUCGAAGAUGCCAAGAGCGAAAUAUCUAACUUUGCCAGACCGCCUCCUGCUAGGCCUCAGGAACCUCUAACGCCAGAGCUUUCAGAUGAUUCUCUACAGGGAUUGCAACUUCCGGGGUGCCUGGAAUCGCCCAGCUUUUUCACUAGCUUUGACUCAAGGGAUCCGGACAUGAACCCAGAGUUCUGUUUUACAGAAUCCUUGGAUAAAUUCAUGAGUGGGGUUCUAGAUGGCGUGUUGUCCCCGAAUGAACCUGGAAUUGAAGGAUUGAUGAGCUGUCCUAAAGAGACAGACGGGACAUGCGAAGGUGCGCCUGGCGCCGAAGGAACUACUCGAGUUGAUAUUCCCAGCAAGGACGAAAGCAUUCACUACUCAUCUACUACAGCAAAAACGUUCGAAAAAAGUUAUCCAUGUUCAAUCGGAGAACAUUCCAAACGAUUUGAAAUUGAGGACACAACAAAACACGUGGAAUUUGUUCCUUCUCAUCAGAGUUCUGUUAUCAUGGCGGAUCAUGAUUACUCAACGGUAUCUGGUAUCAAAACUUUGUCUGGCUGCCUUAACAGUUCCCUGAAAAGUGAGGGACAGUUGCACCCUAACAAGUGGUUGGAUAUCAUACCUUCAACUAUCCAUUUACAGCCGAAAACCGCCCAAAAUGCAACAACAUCUGUGAAGGGAAAAUUUGUCGAUGAAAAAGAUUUGAAAAAAGACCCAAUCUUGUGUCAACCCAAAGCAGACGCACUUAAAGUUGUCCGAGUAAAGUUUCGAGCCCCGAUCAUUGAACGGGGAAAAGAUCCUCAUUUUGGAUCGUCCGUGAAGACCAAAACUGUUGUUUGCAAAAAGUCAAGAAGAAAAGCGAAUUUCAUGUCAAAUGUUAAUCGUAGAGUCGGGAAUCGUCUGGAUAUUGCGUAACAGUGGCUGGUAUGCGUGGUGCUCAUUUUUCAUCUCAUUUUAUUUCUAUUUUUUAGAAUCUCGUUUAAUCCUAUCAGGAUUGGCUAAUUGUAUUUAUUGAGUUUAAUUGUGACCAUUCAUUUAUACGAGGAACUGAAUUCCACCACUUCUCAUUAUUAUUUUCGUUACUCUUAUAUUUUGGGUAACUUAUUUUGACGUGUUGAAAUAAUUAUGCUCAUUGCACUGCUAAGUGUUUAACGCAGCAUACUUAACUAAGUGUUAUGAUUGUAAUUUGACUAUAAUGGGAAUCCAUAAAUCCCGCGAUCGAUUUUCAAGCAGACGGAGACUAGUUGUUCAUAUAUGGCUCCAUGCGCUUGCAAAAUCGUAGAGCCGUAUGUGGCUUCAGAGUUUAUUAAAAGAAAACCUUUUCGACAUUCAUAUUCCACGGCGGGUGUUUCAUUUUUUUUCAUUCCGUUUGCAGUUUUAUCCGAAUUUAUUUAUUGAUAUGCGAAAUUGUGUGCAGCCAAAAGUAAUUUUAAUGUGUUAAUUAAAUUUUCCCCUACUAUGUUGAUAUUUUUCAGAUUAUCUACAAAUUCUAAUGCGAAAUCUUAAAAGCAAAUUCUAUA
Molecule: messenger RNA, 2517 nt
Organism: Symsagittifera roscoffensis
Lineage: Eukaryota; Metazoa; Xenacoelomorpha; Acoela; Convolutidae
Exons: 3
Coding region: 17-1912 (631 amino acids)
Source: RefSeq, a predicted model, not a curated record